GGGGGCGGGUCGUCGCUGGGUUCCCGAGGCCCGGCCCUUCGGGCUGGGCAGCGCAUCGUGGCAGCCGAGGGCCUCCGGCCCCGCCCGGCGCAGGACGUCCUGGUGGACCUCCGCCGGCAUCUGCGCGUUCCUGCUGGUGGGGCACGCCAGGCUGUCCUGGAUGUCGGAGGACGUUGCCGAGGCCGAGCAGCAGACGGGCUCCUCCUCGCCAGAGGCCCAACUGCGGAGACUGAGGGUAAGGGGCGGCUCGAACAUAGAGGACAAGUACCCGCCCGAUCUGGUCCUCACCAAGCCCUACAGAGAAGAUCCCCACCGGUGGCUGGUGAUCCUGCACGUCAUAGGCAUCGGCUACAUGCUGCUCGGCCUGAACACAGUCUGCGACGUCUAUUUCACGGGUGCCUUAGAGGAGAUGGUCGAGAAUUGGAAUGUGCAGGACGACGUCGCAGGCGCAACAUUCAUGGCUGCAGGUGGCUCAGCGCCUGAGUUUUUCACCGCGCUGAUCGGCACCACCAUUGUAGAGAAUGACGUCGGAUUCGGUACGAUAGUGGGGUCUGCUGUCUUCAACGUGCUGUUCGUUAUCGGCCUCUGCGGCUGGGUCGCGCCCACUGCCAUGGAACUGUCGUGGUGGCCACUCUUCCGGGAUUGCACGUAUUAUUGUUGCGGCCUGUCCUUGCUGGCCUACUGUGCCUCCGACGGAAAGAUACAGUUGAUAGAGGCUGUAUCCUUAUUCGCCGCGUAUUUGGUUUACAUCACCAUUAUGUACUACAACUCAAAGUUGGAGGCGUUCGCGAACCACCUCGUCGGCAAAAAGGUGGCACCCGAUCCAGAGGAGACUGGAAAGCCUGGAGAGGCCUGGGCAGUGCCAUCGCCGAAGGGGGUGCCCGCCGACGUGAGCGAUGAUGCACAGGGAGCCAAAGCGGAGUGCAAGGCCAAAAAGCUCGGCAGCGUAGAGGACGGCACGGCUGCGGGAGACCCCGAGCAGACGCCGGAGGCCACGCCCGAGGGCGGCGGUAUUCGCGAGCUUGCGGCGCAGGGAGACGGCAAGG
Prorocentrum cordatum is the source of this 1046-nucleotide messenger RNA. The record is from the annotation of a GenBank genome assembly. NCBI's taxonomy places the organism in Eukaryota, Dinophyceae, Prorocentrales, Prorocentraceae.